Cercopithifilaria johnstoni is the source of this 774-nucleotide messenger RNA. Lineage: Eukaryota; Metazoa; Nematoda; Chromadorea; Rhabditida; Onchocercidae. The record is from the annotation of a GenBank genome assembly.
AUGAAUGAGCUAUAUUCUACUACAACUACCACUAUUACCACUACUUCUACUACAACUAUUACUGGAACAGGAAAACAGGAAUUAUUUUACGGAUUGAAAGAUUGGACAAAUAAGAAUAUUUUUGCUUCAUCAAUUGAUGAAACAGUAUUUGUUAGUGGUUAUCAGAAUCAGGAAACAAUUGUUACCGAAAAUAGCAAUAAUAUUCAAGAAGUAUCGGCAGCAGUUGAUGAGGGACAUGGUACAGUAAAAUCAAUUACAGCAUUACAGGCUGCCUGGAAUGUUACGAAUGCAAUUCAGGGAAUGUUUAUCGUCGGUUUACCGAUUGCUGUCAAAGUAGGUGGAUGGUGGACAAUUGCAGCAAUUAUUGGCGUUGCAUAUUUAUGCUAUUGGACUGGAGUUUUACUCAUCGAAUGCUUAUACGAAGAUGGUGUCAAAGUAAGAAAUACAUAUCAAGCGGUAGCUGAAGCUUAUCGUCCAGGAAUGGGUCGCUUUGUAUUAUGUGCCCAAUUAACAGAAUUACUCAGCACUUGUAUUAUUUAUAUUGUAAUUGCUGGAGAUUUACUACAAGGUUGCAUACCAUCUCUUGAUAAAUCUGCUUUAAUGAUGCUUGUAACAACAGCACUUCUUGGUUGCGCUUUUUUGGAUUCAAUUCGGAUAGUGAGCAAUUUAAGCUUAAUAAAUGCUAUCUCACACCUGGUUAUUAAUUCUAUUAUAUUCACUUAUUGUUUAUUUCAGGAGUUUAUUGAAUGCGUUGAAAAUUUUAGCCAUUUAUGA